Molecule: messenger RNA, 3453 nt
Organism: Closterium sp. Naga37s-1
Lineage: Eukaryota; Viridiplantae; Streptophyta; Zygnematophyceae; Desmidiales; Closteriaceae
Source: the annotation of a GenBank genome assembly
AUGACAGCUCCACCUGCCGUCAAGCUCACGCGCCCUCCACUCCUCGUCGGCUCGCCGCACCGCGUAUCACCAAACCCUCGUCUGCGCUCCUUGCCAACUCCAAAAUCACGAAGUCCCCACGCGCUCUCGCCAUGCCACCAUUCCUCCAUCUCCUCCCUUUCCGCCCUCUCCUCGCUCUCCGCCUUUCACUCCCCAAGUUCCCUAGAUCCUCCCCGCUCGGACGUCCUCUCCCGUUCCGGCCAACCUUCUCGCGCUCGUUGCUUAAGAGCGUCGAGCCGCACGUCAAUCCGCGCAGCGUGGGGAUCAGAUCGACGCGCCGACGGCAGCGCGGGAAGCGCAAGUAGCUCGAGUAGCGCAUCGUCUCGCCAUCGCCGGCCAGGAACCGUCUCCGCAAAUGGCGAGGCCGCGACGAACUUCGCCGAAACGUCCGCGACAGUUACUGGCGUCGUGCCGGCCCGGCGGGUAUUCCGCGGGGAAGCGGACAGGGAAAGCGCGCAAAGGCUGCGGGAAGAGCAAUUGCGCGAGCGCGCGCUGCGGAUAAACGGGUUCCUGGAGAGAGACGCCGAGGCGCUAGUGGUGCGAGAGGCGCGGCCCGAGGAGUACUGGGAGGCUGCUGACGUGCACUGCGCUGCGUUCUUCCCGCACGCGCCCUUCCCGCUAAAUUAUAUUCUGCGAAUGGAUAGGGUCUCGGCGAUCCUGGCUAAUCUCAGCAUGCCACGUGGCACCUACAAGAAGUGCCUAGUAGCCUUUGACUCGCCGGCGUUCGUCCAAUCCCUCUCUUCUUCCUUCGCCCUCACAACUGCUUCCCCCCCCUCCUCCUCCGCCUCCGCCUCCCCUUCCCCCUCCUCCUCCGCCUCCGCCUCCCCCUCCACCACCACCGCCACAAUCGCGCCCGUGACCAAAACCCGCGCGCCACCCCCUGAACACGCGGCGUCAGCAGCGAUCAAGGACUUUGAUGGCGAGCGGGACUUAAUCGGCGGGCCAAUGUUCCGCCCAGUGCUCGCAACCAUGCUGCUGGGCCCGCCCGUGCUCUCCUGGACCUUCUCGGGGCUCAACGUGGGGCCCAGGGGGCUCGUGGGGUCUGUUACUGUUGACACGGCUGGGGAGUUUCUGCCCCGCCGCAAGCCACACAACAGGCGCCGGUCAGUGGGUGAUGGGUGGCGUGCGAGGAAGGGAGGAAGGGAGAGAAGGGGGGACGGGCAUAGCAUACAUAAGCAACAUGGCAGACCUGCAGCUGCUGCUCAAGAGAUUGGGGUAGAGGGGGAUGGGGAGAGCCGGAUCCGGGAGGUGGUGAUAGAGAGGGAGGAGGAUGAGGAGGAGCAGAGCACGUCGGAGGAGGAAGAGGAAGAGGAGGAGGAAUAUGUCGAGGCGCCACGUCCGGCGUCGAACGGGGUUCGUCUAACGGAAGGAACUAAUGGCCGCGCUCGUGGCGGUAGUAGGUCCGACGAAUCUGAGGAUGAGGAGGAGGGCGACGACGAGGAGGAAGAUGCGGUUCCGGGGAAGGCGGAGCGACGUGGCGGUCGCAGCAGAGGCGGCGGGGGAGCGGCGGAAGGGGCAUCGGCGUCCGGUAUGGCGGGGGAAGAAGCGGAGGCGGCGGAAGGCGGAGUCAGGAAAGGGAAAUCAUCGCGGAUCAAGCUGAACCUCAAGAGCAAGGCUUCUGGCGUGUGCAGGGUACGUGGAGGGUGCGUGGAGAGUGCGUGGAGAGUGCGUGGAGAUUGCGUGGAGAGGCACACGACGGCCACGUGUCCGCACCGCGUGGGAGCGGAUGGAGGCAGUGUGGCAGUGCAGGGCGGGCGAACACACGAGGGGGUGCUGCACACCGUGCAGCAGCGCCAGAUUACGGGCAUGCUGCCACGGGCGGCGCGGCACAGGCGGGUGCUACCGAGUGUGGUGGAGGCAGCAGUGAUAGCGCUGCACAUGAGGCGCAUCACAGUGCUGGAGUUCCAUGCUGUCAGGGACGACGUGCUGCUGUCCGGAGAUAAGAGGGGGCACAUAGGGCUGUGGAACUACGAGAGGGAGAGGGACACGACAGUGCAUCAGAGCGUGCACCAGUAUCAGAUCAGCGCCCUCAGGCACCGCCCGACAUGCGAUGAAGUGGUGUUAUCCUCAUCGCUGGACGGCAAGGUGUGUCGGGUGGACAUAGAAACAGGCCAGGCCACCGUGCUGGCGAAUCUCAACCCGCUGGGCUGGCAGGGCGACGAGCGCACCUGGGGGAGCUUCUAUGCCAUGGACGCCCCUGCACGUGAUGGUGGUGCUGUGGUCGUGGCUGGGGACAACUUCGGGUGCAUUCAUGUGCUGGACGAGCGGGUGGAGGAGCGCGUGGCGGCGGGUGUGGCGGGGUGCCAUGCGGCGCGCACCAAGGUGGUGUCGCUGCAUCUCAACCCCGCUGACCCGCACCUGCUGCUCUCUGCUGGCUCCGACCACUGGAUGCAUCUAUGGGAUGUGAGACAGCUGUCUCCACAGCACCGCAUCGCCUCCAUGCAGCACCCACGUGUGGUCAACAGCGCUUACUUCUCUCCUAUCACGGGAACUCGGAUCCUGAGCACGUGUCAGGACAACAGGUUGCGAGUGUGGGACAGUGUGUUCUGCGACCUGCAGCACCCCAGCAGCACCAUCGUGCACUCCCACGACUUCAACCGCUACCUCUCGCCCUUCAAGGCGCACUGGGACCCCAAGGACGAUGCAGAGCGCGUGGUGGUGUGUGGGCGGUACAUAAGUGACGACUACAAUGGAGUCGCCUUGCACCCCAUUGACUUCCUGGACGCCUCCUCGGGUGCUCUGCUGGGCUCUGCUGUCGAUCCCCACCUCACCACCAUCUCCCCCGUCAACCUGCCACACCCCCGCUGCGACCUGCUUGCUACCGGCAGCUCCAGAUCUAUCUACCUGUGGACAGUACCUGAAGAUGCAGAGGAGGGCGAAGGGGAGGAAAUCAGGGAAGCAUCUCAGCAAGGAUAUGAGAGCACGGGGAGAGCGGGGCAGCAGCAAGCAGUGUCUGCUUCGUUCGGCAACAGAGGCACGAUUCGCAUGUUCAAUGCUGAUAUAUGGGGCAAAGGCAGAGGGAAGGGGCAUGCUCUGGGGAAUGAGAAGACCCAGGGGAAUGCGAAAGUAAGUGGGAAGGGGAAGGGGAGGGGGAAGGGGAAGGGGAAAGCUGGAGAGGAGGAGGAAGAUGAGGCGUUGAUGACUGCACUUGUGGAGUCUGCUGCUCUGGCUGUUGCUGCUAGGGUGGGGAAGAGUGCGGGCGGGAAGGGAGGGAGGGGAAGAGGGAAGGGAGUGGUGAUUCGGGCACAAGAGGCAGAUGUGGGGACGGUGAAGGGACGCCGCAUGCAGAGUGGACAGCCACUGCUUGCUGCUUGUACGACAGUGGAUAGAGGGGAGCGCGAGUUGGAAUUGCAGGCAGAGGGUGGUGGGCCGCAGGAGGAGAAAGGGGGAGGGGUAACGAAGGGCGUGGGGUAA